AUGAAGCACUAUUUGAGGACACAGUGUCGUUCAGAUUUGAACGGAUGCGGAGGGGAGUGGACAGCUUCCUUUCGGCUUCCUGCAGAUUGGGCCAAGAACGGCACAGAAAAGGGAUUGUGGAAUCUCGAUGGCGAAUGCACCGAUUGUGAGGAAGCUUGGAGGCUUUCGCAGCUGAUGCCUGAAAUGGAGAAAUAUUAUGGUCCUGCUAGACCUGAGGCAUUGAAGCCAUUGACCGUCAUUCAGCGGACUUCUAAAGAGGUUGGGAUGAAGGCCGUGGAUGUGUUUAUAAGCCAUGCUGGGCCGGACAAGUGGACUAUUGCUAGUCCGCUUUUUGACAAACUACGAGGAGAAGGCUUUAGUUGCUUUUUGGACAAGAAAAGCAUGAAGGCAGGAGACUGCGCAUCGGAAGAAAUGAUCGCAGCUAUGGAGUCGGCCAAGAUUGGGGUCUUCAUUCUAUCCCCCGAGUUUGCUGCUAGAAGGUGGCCGAUGAAGGAAUUGCGAUGCUUUCUACGUCGAUACAGAGACGCGCAAAGCAGCGGAGCGACACUGCCGAUAUUGAUCCCUGUAUUUUAUCGGUUAAGAAUUUCAGAGUGCCGAAGUUUCAAGCCUGAGCAAUACGUGGAUGAGAAUGGAAGAGAUCUGUUUGAGGCAGAGAAGUUCUACACUGAAGAGAGACAAAACGAAGCGACAAUGGCAAUGGUGAAAGACGAACUGCGAGAGGUAACAACUCUCCUUGGGAUUGAAAACGAAGCAGCAUCAAAUGAUGUGCUCGAUCCACUUGCUUCUGGCUUCCGAAAAAUGUUGGUGGAGCGAAUAGUGUAUUCGGUCAAAGAGGCGCGUGAAGCGCGUCAGCAGCAGGAAGCGAAGGGCGUGGGUAUUCCGCAAACAGGUAGGGAAGGGGAUUGCAGCACUGUACCGAAAGGGUCAGAUGGAUUGAGAUUUCCAAAAUGGAGAAUUGCGGGAAGACUUCUGGCAUACAGCGCAGUAGUUUUCACAAUGGCAUACAGCGCAGUAGUUUUCACAAAUUUGUUCUGCUUCUCCUGCAACGAGUGAGCUCAAGCAGACUAUUGCCAAGAGGCAGCGCAGAGGCAUUGCAGAGGCAGUGCAAAGGCAGUGCGAGAAGUCUGGAGACGCAAAGGUAUGUGCUCGCCAUUGCUCCGACGCACCAUGAACUGUGAUGAGGAGGUGGGCCCACACGGUCGCCGCGGCCGCCGCUUUCACAUCCCGAGGCAGAAGAGUUGGAUGCGCAACGUCUAGCACCACCCGCGUCGAACUCAAAUUAGUCGUGUAUCGAACCUGCGCCACGAGCCUCCGUCUCAGCUCCGCGCGUAGAAGGGCCACUCCCGUAUCGCUCUGCCCUGCCUCACGACACCAAGGUCUCGGAAGAGCGCGCGCCUGACGAUGACAUAACUCCGCAACGGGCCUACCAUCUUGUACACCACAUCCCGAGAGAAACUCAGAGCUAUGUGGUCUUGUUAUUGAUUGUGUUCCCAGCGCCUUGGAUGCAUGUCCCACAUCUCCGCAAGACCAUUCACAGUUGUGGCGUCACGGCAAACACAAGCACAACACUUUGCAUCGUUCAGUCGUCCUCAUACCACCGAAGCCCUUCCCGUGCUUAGCAGAGAUCCAUGCCACCGCAAAUCCCCCUACCUUUUGCACUCGCUGCUCGCGCUUGGUAGACGCUUAUCACAACUGCAGGCACAGCUUUCUUCUGACUCUGGUAAGAUCGGGUUCCCUGGAAGCAGCCAAACGGAACGGCAGGCGUUGGGGACUUGCAGAACCAACCCGAGCUGCGUUGCUGCGGUACUGUAGUUUGCAUCUGAGAAGCGCUCUCUCACUUGAAGCGCAAGCGCAUCAACAAAGUGUGAAGGAAGAAGCGCUACCCUGUAGUGUCUGUCGGGCUGCUACAGUAGUCCUCAUAUGGGGACAAAAGUUAUUUUAUUUCUUGUAGACAACCCAAGGCGUGAUUUCAUUCCCGUGUUUUACAACGGGACAAAAGUUAUUUUAUUUUUUCUAGACAACGCAAGGCUCGAUUUCAUUUCUAUUUUUUAAAUCAGAAGGUCAUCGCCACAGGUAACGCAUUUGCUUGUCGAUUCUAGUAAAAACCUACUCGUUGAUGCAUA
Chondrus crispus (carragheen) is the source of this 2123-nucleotide messenger RNA. RefSeq names its product TIR domain-containing protein. Gene Ontology annotation, biological process: signal transduction. The record is from RefSeq and is a predicted model, not a curated record. Lineage: Eukaryota; Rhodophyta; Florideophyceae; Gigartinales; Gigartinaceae. Bases 1 to 1053 code for a protein of 350 amino acids. The transcript is spliced from 2 exons.